Molecule: messenger RNA, 1069 nt
Organism: Nematolebias whitei (Rio pearlfish)
Lineage: Eukaryota; Metazoa; Chordata; Actinopteri; Cyprinodontiformes; Rivulidae
Gene: tmem86b
Product: transmembrane protein 86B
Exons: 3
Coding region: 225-971 (248 amino acids)
Cellular component (GO): membrane
Source: RefSeq, a predicted model, not a curated record
GAACAUGCAUCCGGGAGGACAUUGAUUAUCAGAGCACAUUGCAGACAGCAGGGUUUAGUCUGAAGUUCACCGUCGUGGAAAUCUAAGUAAAAGGCACAGUGGAGGUUUGAGACUAGAGGAACGGGAGAACGUCUGAGGACCACGUCAUCAGAAGACGGUGAAGGCAGAAGAACAGAGAAAAACUGAAAACAGGACGGUCCCAUCCAAGAAAGACGCGUGCAGAGAUGGAUAUUCUUGAGACACAUGCCUAUGACAGGCAGCAGAGGAGAAAUGUGUCCUGUGCUCUUCUUUUCUCUCUCAUGCCUUUCUUUUUGUCCUCUGCUUUAUAUUUCUACCUUUUGACUCCUGAUUCGGCCCCAUCAGUCAUGUCUGCAGGUGUCAAAUGUGCUCCGACUCUCCUGCUGGCUGCAGUGGUGCUGAGCUGGAACAGAGGUCAGAGUGUCUUAGGUGUGGCAGGAGGACUUCUCUUUUCUGCUGUUGGGGACUGCUGCUUGGUCUGGCCUGAGCUGUUUAUACAUGGAAUGGGAGCAUUUGCUGUGGCUCAUCUGCUCUACUCGCUCUCCUUCCUAUCCAGUCGUUAUGCAACAUAUUCCUCUUCCUCCUGGACCAGUAUUCUGUACCUGCCCCUGGUACUGGUGGGAGGAGCUUUCUACUUUUACCUAUUUCCAUUCCUGCGGAAGGCUCCAGACUCUGAUUUGCUGACUCCUGGCGUGGGGAUCUACGUCAUCCUAAUUACUGUCAUGGGUGUAUUAGCAAUCAGAACCCGCCAUGUGACAACACUGCUGGGAAGUUUGACUUUCAUUGUGUCUGAUGUGUCACUCGCUUUGCAAGUCUUCAAGGUUUUGCCACCAAUGCAGCAUGGUCAGCUUGUUGUCAUGGUGACCUAUUAUUUGGCACAGCUACUGAUUGCUGUGGGUGACGUAAAAGCAGUAGAGAACAAAGAUGAAUUUUCGAAAUGGAAGCGGUCCUAAUCAGGAUCCCUGAGGCAUUCCAAACUUCAACAGAAUCUUCACAUUGUUUUCCUGAAUUGCAUUUUAUCAAAACAAAAGUGGAGAACUUAUUCAUCUAA